UCACCAGGCCCAGAAAGUUGUAGUGAACUGAAAAAAGUCCAUUAGGCUUCGAGGAAGCCCAGUACUAUAACUACGGGCUUAUGUUUCUGUCUUAUGAUUGGGUAGCCCUAACAAAGAAAGUACAAUCGAAACUUGUUGAAGAGGAAAACCCCAUUGGCUGGCUUGAAGAAAAAGAAACAAAAUCUCUUUUACAGUCUUUCUUUCUCUACAACACUCUUUUAUUUUUUGACUCAGAUUAUAGAGACAGAGGCAUUUGCUGCAGUUCGAAUCCUGAAACGACGCCGUUACCAUGUUUAGGAAUCAGUACGAUACGGAUGUGACGACAUGGAGCCCGGCGGGGCGGUUAUUCCAGGUGGAGUACGCCAUGGAAGCUGUCAAGCAAGGUUCUGCCGCCAUAGGGCUCCGAUCUAAGACCCACGUAGUGUUGGCCUGUGUUAACAAGACCAAUUCCGAGCUUUCUUCUCACCAGAAGAAGAUCUUCAAGGUCGAUGAUCACAUCGGCGUCGCCAUAGCUGGUCUCACUGCUGACGGUCGGGUUCUCUCCCGCUACAUGCGAUCCGAGUGCAUCAACUAUAACUACACCUACGAAUCUCCCCUACCCGUCGGCCGACUCGUUGUUCAACUCGCUGAUAAGGCUCAGGUGUGCACUCAACGCUCAUGGAAACGACCUUAUGGUGUUGGAUUGCUAGUUGGUGGGUUGGAUGAAUCUGGAGCUCACCUCUAUUACAACUGCCCAAGUGGUAACUACUUUGAGUAUCAGGCUUUUGCCAUAGGGUCUCGUUCACAAGCUGCAAAGACGUACUUGGAACGCAGGUUUGAGAGCUUCAAAGACUCGACGAGGGAGGAUUUGAUUAAAGAUGCACUCAUUGCAACUAGGGAGACCUUGCAAGGAGAAAAGCUGCGGAGUUCAAUCUGUACAAUUGCUGUGUUAGGAGCUGGAGAAGCAUUCCAUAUAUUAGAUCAGGAGACUGUACAAAAGUUGAUUGAUGAAUUUGAGAUUGUGGCAGAGGAAGAGGUUCCUGCAGCUGAACCUGGUCCUGACGCUGAUCAGGAUGCUGCACCAGCAGAGGGCUCUGCAGCAGCAGAGGGUACUCCCGCCGACCAGGGUGCUGCAGCUGAAGAAGGUGCGGCUCCAAUGGAUAUUUGAGGAUGCUAUAAAACAAUUUGUUUUUCCUUGCCCAGAAAUGAGGUUUUCUAGCAUGUAUUUGUUAUAGUACACUGAUGGUACAAUUGAAAAUGACACAUUUGGAUUACCCUUUACUUCUCUCUCUCUCUCUCUCUCUCUCUCUCUCUCUCUCUCUCUCUCUCUCUCUCUCUCUCUCUCUUCAGGGUGGUAUGCCAAAAGUCAAAUCAAAUGGUUGCUAGUGAACUUGAAUCAAAUUUAUCCUCUAUAAACUUAUACAAGUACUUGAUUUGAAUUA
Molecule: messenger RNA, 1421 nt
Organism: Cannabis sativa
Lineage: Eukaryota; Viridiplantae; Streptophyta; Magnoliopsida; Rosales; Cannabaceae
Product: proteasome subunit alpha type-1-A
Exons: 2
Coding region: 290-1147 (285 amino acids)
Biological process (GO): ubiquitin-dependent protein catabolic process
Cellular component (GO): proteasome core complex; proteasome core complex, alpha-subunit complex
Source: RefSeq, a predicted model, not a curated record